Messenger RNA from Trematomus bernacchii (emerald rockcod), 2236 nucleotides. RefSeq names its product family with sequence similarity 98 member A (gene tslig3a). The record is from RefSeq and is a predicted model, not a curated record. NCBI's taxonomy places the organism in Eukaryota, Metazoa, Chordata, Actinopteri, Perciformes, Nototheniidae. Bases 1 to 1590 code for a protein of 529 amino acids. The transcript is spliced from 8 exons. Gene Ontology annotation, cellular component: tRNA-splicing ligase complex.
AUGGAGAAUGAUACUCUCGUCUCUCUUGAAGAUUUAGGGUACCAGGGCCCUCUGUUGGAGGAUGGAGCUCUGGAUGGUGCAUUGAGCGGAGGAGCAGCUUCCCCUGAGUUCACUAAGCUCUGUGCCUGGAUCAGCACCGAGCUGAGGCUCUACUGCCAGCUGGAGGAGAAUGUGCACGCCACUAACUGUCCAAGCGAGGCUGAGGCCUUCCAGCUGGAGAUGAGUGGCCUGCUGUCGGAGCUGGCCUGUCCAUACCCUGUCCUCGCCAGCGGAGACAUCACCCAGAGGUUCCUGAACAGCACCGACUGCCUGCUGCUCCUCACCUUCCUGGUGUCUGAGUUGGAGGCGUCGAGGAUGAUCCUCGUUAAUAAGCCUGAAAAGAAAAGCCAGGAGUCGGGCAGCCCCAUGUUCCUGGAGCUGAAGGGCAUCUGCAUGGCCCUGGGCAUGUCCAAGCCUCCAGCCAACAUCACCAUGUUCCAGUUCUUCAGCGGCAUAGAGAAGAAGCUGAAAGAAGCCAUGAGUAAAGUCCCACCACAUCACGUAGGAGAGCCUCUGAUGAAGAAGGCCCUUGGACCUGUGCACGUGGAAAAAAUUGAAGCCAUCAACCAAGCACUUGUGAAGGAGUAUGAAAUGAGAAGGAAAAUGUUGUUGAAACGUCUCGAUGUGACCGUGCAGUCCUUCGGUUGGUCUGACAGAGCCAAGACGCAUGCUGAGAAGUUGGCCAGUGUUUACCAGCCGCUGCGUUCUGCUCUCUGCACCAAAAGUAACAUCUCUGUCGCUCACCUCCUCGCUGCUCGACAAGACUUCUCCAAGAUCCUGCGCACGAGCAGUGGCAAGAUCCGGGAGAAGACUGCCUGUGCCAUUAAUAAGGUUCUAAUGGGCCGAGUCCCAGACAGGGGGGGCCGCCCCUGUGAGAUCGAGGCUCCUCCCCCAGAGAUGCCCUCCUGGCAGAAGCGUCAGGAUGCCCCCCAAAGCGGAGGACACUACGGUGGGAGUGGGCAUGGAGGCGGCAGGGGGGUCUACGACCAAUACUCCCAAGGUGGACGUGGAGGAUAUGAGAGAGGAGGAGGUAGAGGAGGAGGAGGCAGCAGCAGAGGGGGGAAGGUGCAGGGAGGCUGGGGAGAAGGAGGUGGAGGAGGGAGAGGCUCCUACAACCAGGGCCACUAUCAAGAUGCAGGAGGUCAUCAGGGGGGAGGAGGGAGAGGGGGCUACGGAGGAGGAGGAGGAGGAGGAGGAGGGAACAACCAAGCAGGCUUUCAGGACUCUGCUUUCCACGGAGGAGGCGGAGGCGGUCACCAUGACAAUAACCAUCAGGAGAGAGGCGGGGGUCGAGGAGGUCGCGGGGGCAGGGGAAGAGGAGGCCGAGGAGCAGGAGCAGGAGGAGGAGCAGGUGGAGGAGGUGUAGGAGUAGGAGGAGGAGCAGGAGGAGCAGGAGGAGCAGGAGCAGGUGGAGGAGGACAAGGUGGAGGCUGGGGAGGGAGAGGGGGGCAGAAUUUUAAUCAAGGAGGACAGUUUGAACAGUUCUUCCAACAAGGCGGGCAGCACUACAACCAAGCUGGCUUUACUCAAGGCCGACAAUACACCAGUUGAAGAAGAGUGGGGGGGCAUCGCAGCAGAGUCCACUCGGAGACCCACUCCUCGUCAUGUGAACUGAUUUAAAAUGCCUUAUGAUCAGAUUUAGAAUUUUUAGCAUGGGUAAAAGUGGAUAAAGAUGUUAAAUGAGGACCCUGAGACACACAGACAACACACACUCAGUAUACGCUGUUAGGUUAUUGUUUUACUACAGAGAGCAGUUCUAAAGUAGGUCUUUUCUUUUUCAUACUGGUGUGUUAAUGUUUUCUCUGCCGCCUCAAUUCAAGUAUUCAACAGCUCUGCUAUAAAUGGCUAGUCGAUUCGUUGGACUCUGCUGUUUUGACCUCACAUUUACACUAAAUUAGCCUUAUAUUGGACAUGUUUUUGAAAGACAGGGAAGGGUCCUGAGAUUUCAGUGUUACUUUGUAUCUGACAUGAGAAGUGCACUCUCUUGAAAUCCUUAAUAUAUUAAUUGAAUUUGACGAUUACUUGAAAACGGCUACACCUUUCCAGUUGCAGUAGAUUUGACUGGAAUCUCCUUUGUUACUUAUUUAAGAUGUCAUUUUGUUCUGCUCAUGGAAGAUUGUGUGCAUACAAAUAUGGAUGUUGGAAGGUUUGCAUGGGUGUGUGAAUGAGCAAUAAAAUCUGAAAUGAGAACAUUGUG